Molecule: messenger RNA, 1290 nt
Organism: Acaulospora colombiana
Lineage: Eukaryota; Fungi; Glomeromycota; Glomeromycetes; Diversisporales; Acaulosporaceae
Source: the annotation of a GenBank genome assembly
CUCGUCAGCGAAGGAUUGGGCAACGUGAUCGUCCCAGGUGGUAUCCUUGUCGUCGACGUCGCGGGCGAGCCCACAUUCGGAACUUGUCCAUUCGCAACAUUCGCAGCUCCUGUUGGUCCUGACGUUGGAAUAGCUGUCGUGGCUGCUGAAGGUGAUCCAGGGCCGGCUGCUAAUUCGAAUGGUGUCAUUGGGUCUGGAGCAGCACUGACCACUGGUGCUGUCAAUGCUCUGCAAGGUGGACAUGGUGGAUUAAUGGGCCAAGCUAUGAAUGGAAUGGGUAUGGGACCCGUGACGCCCUACUUUGAUAUGACGGCUGCGACCGCGGGGUCUGAUGCCGCUCAGGAAUACUUCCCACCAAUGCCGAUCACGACAUCUCUUACGAGUGCUAUUCAGUCGAUGAGCCUCUCGAACAAUAAUUCUGGUAGCUCUGCACCACCUGGAACAGAAUCUACUGGAGUUUCUACUGCGUCUGCUUCGGGACCGUCGAGCACAAAGGAAGAAGAGCCACCGACGUUCUUGGAGCCGGUUGGAGUGGGGCGUGAUGGAUUCCCUUCGCUCUCUGCCAAAGCUUCGGAUAGUGUCGUGGACGGACCUAAUGAAGGUGUGAGCAGGACUGGAUUCACGGAAUGGGUGACGACACCCGAUGAUCUACCUGGAGGUGCUAGUCUGCGGAGGAGGAAGCUAGAAGGUCGUAAGAGUGGACCUGUCGUAACGACCAUGAAGGCCCUUGACAAGGAGGCUGCAAAGGAGAGGAGCAUCUCUGCAGAUCAAGUCACCACCUUGAACUCUAUGACCACACCUCCCAGUAGCAGCAGGGCUACGACGGGCAGCACGAGCCCUCCGAGUGGUGGAAGUGGACCCAUUUACUCGUCCAGCAAGAAGCCAAAGUUGACACUUGGCCCGAUUCCCAAGUUCUCUCCGGAUGCGCGGCUCGCUCAGCACUAUGCUUCCAUGGCCAUGAACAAGGGUUCAAAUGGAGGUAAUGGACCCAAGUCCCCCCCAUCUACCGCCCAAUUGGCGACAAGAGCCAAUAGCAAUGUUUACGGCACGGGAUCUGGUGGAGGUAAUGCCGCCACGGGUGGAGUCAACAACGUGCUCAAUAAUCCUGGAUUUGCCGCUGCCGUCGGCAUCAACGCGAAUGCGCUCAAGAUCAACGGUACCCCCAAUGGGUUUCGGGAUUCCUUGAACGUGGAUCCUGAGACGGGUGCUAUGCGACGUGCUAGUUGGACAGAAGAUGCUAGCCGAAGACAAACCAUCGUUCAAGCUUUGGGAUCUGAACAAGCUGUAUAA